Amphibalanus amphitrite is the source of this 1029-nucleotide messenger RNA. RefSeq lists its product as uncharacterized. Bases 182 to 511 code for a protein of 109 amino acids. The record is from RefSeq and is a predicted model, not a curated record. The transcript has 2 exons. NCBI's taxonomy places the organism in Eukaryota, Metazoa, Arthropoda, Thecostraca, Balanomorpha, Balanidae.
GUGCGCGAAUUUUCGAAGAGUUACCUGACCCGGCUGCCUGCGUUGUCGCCGGUGGUAACGCGCACUCCUCCCUAUCCGGACGGGGUGAUGACGGUCACGUGACCGUGUUUGGCGGGCGAGUCAUGCUCGUGCCCCGGGGGUAUAUAGGCGGCGGUCGGCCGGCGGGCGCCAUCCGAUCACGAUGCGUCUCUCCACCACGCUGCUGCUGUGCGUGUGCCUGGCGGCCGUUCUGCUGGCCGCAGAGGCUAGUCCCAAGCGCGGCCAGAGGGGCGGCAGGGGCCGUGGUCGUGCGGCCAGGCAGCGGGGCGGCGGCGGCAGCUCUUCCGACGAGAGCAGCGCGAGCUCCGAGGAGAGCGGCGCGAGCUCCUCCGAGGAGGACGGCGGUCCUCCGCCCGAGGAAGGCACCACCACCGUGGACCCCGACACCGACACCGUGGACCCCGACACGACUGACGUCGACACCACGACCGAUACCGACACCACUCCUCUGACGGCCACUGAGGGUUUCUGAACGGGAGAACCGCCGCGGCUGCUGGUCUGAGGAGCUCGCCACGGGCGGCUGACGCCGGGACACCGACCGACGCACCCGCGGCUGCGGCAGCGACGUUCCAGAGGCGACGGCAGCGGGGUGAUCGGUGCUCUUGGGAAGAUUCAGCCGCCGAUGGACCAUCUCCUAUCGGACAGUCAACAGUUGUGAUCCCUCGCCGACGGCUGCUAGCUACUCCGGGGACGCUUGCCACCUUGUCGGAUCUGAUGAUUGAUUUCACAACCUUUCGCAAUUCAGAUUGCCUUUUGCACGCUUUUUACAUUAGUUGAUGUUAGCGUCAAAGUUGUUGUUACCCCCCCCCCCCUCCCCUUCGCUUAUUUCUCAACCAAAGCUUUUUGAGCCUAGUGCAUAGCCGUGUUUUCUUAUCUUCACAAUUCAUACAUGUAAAUUGUGAUGCUGUAUUUCGUUCUUUGUCAUGCAUGACCGGUACUGUAAUCGCCUCUGUACGGAAAUCUGAAGCAAUAAACGCACAUGAUACCUAA